GAGAUGGAAUUUUACAUCAUCUUAUUUUGCAUCUCCAUCUUCUUCCUACUUUUGAAGCCCUUAUUCCACCGCUCCAAGACUUUAAACCUUCCUCCAGGCCCCAUUGGCCUACCGAUACUCGGCUCCAUCCAUUCCCUAGGCUCUCAUCCAAACCAGUCCCUCGCGGAGCUUGCCAAAGUCCAUGGCCCCAUCAUGACUCUCCGCCUAGGCUCCAUCACAACUAUCGUACUAUCCUCCCCUGAAAUGGCGAAACAAGUCCUCCAAACUCAUGCUCAAUCCUUCUCCGACCGCCCGAUUCCCGAUGCUAUUGCUUCCAUGCCCAACCUCGAAACCUCCUUGGUAUGGGGCCCUAGUGAUGACAAUAGGUGGCGGAAACUCCGUGGAAUAUGCAGCACCCAGUUGUUCAGUGGACAAAAACUCAACUCUCUACAAUACCUACGCUACAAAAAAGUUGAGCAACUUAUUCAACAUAUCAAAAAACAUUGUGAAAUUUCAAAUACCCAAGUUAAUAUAGGUCAAGUUGUUUUCGCUACUACUUUGAACUUGAUUUUCAGUACCAUGUUUUCAAUUGAUAUUGUUGACCCGGAAUUUAGUAGAGCUCAAGAGUUAAAGGAUCUGGUGUGGAAGACAGUGGAGAACGCAGGGAAACCAAAUUUAUCAGAUUAUUUUCCGGUGCUGAAGAGGUUUGAUUUGCAGGGAGUAAGAAAGCGUGCAAGGCUGCAUUAUGACGGGAUGCAUCAGAUAUUUGACGACAUGAUUGAUAAACGAAUGAAGGCCAGAGCACUAGAUUCAACCACCAGGAAUGGUGAUUUCUUGGACGUGCUUCUUGAUCAAUGGGAAGAAAACAGAUCAAUUCUCAAUCGUGAAAUAAUCAAGCCUUUGAUCCAGAACUUGUUCAUUGCUGGAAGUGAGACAUCUGCAACAACUACAGAGUGGGCAAUGGCAGAGCUUCUUCGAAAUCCCCAAGUUAUGCAAAAGGCAAAGAAGGAACUCCUUGAAGUUAUUGGCUCGGAAAGAACUGUGAAAGAAUCAGACAUAGAUGAACUCCCAUAUCUCCAAGCUGUUGUAAAAGAAACCCUGCGGCUGCACCCAGCAGCCCCUCUCCUCUUACCAUAUAAAGCAAGGACUGAUGUAGAAAUCUGUGGUUACACCAUACCGAAGGGAGCUCAUGCUUUGGUGAAUAUAUGGGCUAUGAACCGAGACCCAAAGUAUUGGAAUCAGCCCCUUACAUUUGCCCCAGAAAGGUUCAUUGGGUCGAAAAUAGAUUAUAAAGGUGGAAGCUUUGAGUUUAUACCGUUUGGAGCAGGGAGAAGAUUGUGUCUUGGGUUGCCUCUUGCUACUCGGAUGGUGCAUUUGAUGUUGGCUUCCAUGAUCCUUUCAUUUGAUUGGCAACUUCCUCAGGGGAUCAAUCCAGAAGACUUGGACAUGCAAGAGCAUUUUGGUAUGACUUUGAAGAAAGCUGUACCGCUUUAUGCUAUCCCUGUUAUGAAAACUUUUGAUUAAACAUGGAGAGAGAGCAUGUUAUCAGUACAACCCUAUUUUGUCUGACAAAAGCUUCCUAAAUAAACUUAUUUUUUUUUCUUUAA
Gossypium arboreum is the source of this 1586-nucleotide messenger RNA. RefSeq names its product geraniol 8-hydroxylase-like. Lineage: Eukaryota; Viridiplantae; Streptophyta; Magnoliopsida; Malvales; Malvaceae. Gene Ontology annotation, molecular function: heme binding; oxidoreductase activity, acting on paired donors, with incorporation or reduction of molecular oxygen; iron ion binding. The transcript is spliced from 2 exons. The record is from RefSeq and is a predicted model, not a curated record. Bases 4 to 1503 code for a protein of 499 amino acids.